Messenger RNA from Lindgomyces ingoldianus, 1434 nucleotides. RefSeq names its product FAD/NAD(P)-binding domain-containing protein. The record is from RefSeq and is a predicted model, not a curated record. Gene Ontology annotation, molecular function: FAD binding. Bases 211 to 1434 code for a protein of 407 amino acids. NCBI's taxonomy places the organism in Eukaryota, Fungi, Ascomycota, Dothideomycetes, Pleosporales, Lindgomycetaceae. The transcript has a single exon.
CACGAUUUUCCUUCGUCUUUCAUCAUCACACAGCCAACUUCAGACAUUUAUCAACUUCCACAUUUUGCAACUACGACAUUUGAACACUUACUCUUACCAUACGAAUCUCAACAAGCAUCUUGCUCCACGCCCUUCAGUCCAAUCAAUUCCGAAUCUGCACCACUCAACAUUUAAUACCUAACCGCAAACUCAAACAUCCAACGGUCUACCAUGUCUACCACUUCUAUCCGCCCCAAGAUCGCCCUCAUCGGUGCUGGCCCUGCCUCCCUCACUUUGGCCAACAUUCUCCAGAACCAUUCCAUCCCCUUCACUAUCUACGAAAGUUCCUCCACCAUUCGCAGUCAAGGAGGGUCCCUGGACCUCCACCCCCGAACUGGUCAACUUGCCCUCAAAGAAGCCAACCGCUGGGACCAAUUCGCUAAGCACUGCCGUCCUGAAUCCGACGUCACAAAACUCGUCGACAUCUUCGGCGAAGUCUGCUGGGAUGAAGGCGGCGCAGACAAGCACGAAGUCCGCGAAGAGGAGAAAUUCGAUGGACGACCAGAAAUUGACCGCGCUAAGCUCAUGGAACUCUUGCACGAGAACAUCACCCCAGAGGCUAUCAAAUUCAACAAGAAGCUCUCGAAGGCAGUUCCAAGCAUCACAGAAGCCAAGAAAUACGAUCUACAGUUCGCGGAUGGUACCAUCGAGAAGGACGUCGACCUCGUUGUCGGCGGUGACGGGGCUUGGUCCAAAGUUCGGGAUCUCUUGACCGGUGUCAAACCGCAAUACUCCGGCAUCACUGCCAUCGAAAUCUGGGCCUUUGAUGUCAAGGAGAAGAACCCCUGGCUUGCCAACUACGUUGGUGAGGGCUCCAUGUUCUCCUUCGGUGAGGGUCGAGCGGUGCAGGCGCAACGACAGGGUGACGGAAGUCUCCGUACUUAUGCUUCUAUGCGCGCCCCAGAGAAUUUCGUCGAGACGUGCGGCAUCGACUGGAACGACCACGCUAGUGCGCGCAAGGCGUACGUUGACCAGAAUUUCUCAGACAUCGGCGAAGACUUGAAGCGCGUAAUUCUCGAAUCCUCGGAUAACCUCAUUCCACGCACCAUGUACGAACUCCCGAUCGGAAUCACCUGGCCCUCUCGCUCCGGCGUGACGCUCAUCGGCGACGCAGCGCAUCUCAUGACACCAUUUGCAGGUGUGGGCGUAAAUGUGAGCAUGUUCGAUGCUCUGGAACUCUCGAAGGCGAUUGUGGCGGCGUGGAAUGGACAGAAGGGGCUUGAUGAGGCAGUGCAGGAGUAUGAGAAGGAGUUGUUUCCGCGGGCGGAGAUGUUUAUGAAGAAGACCGAGAAGAAUAAGAGGGAUCAUUUCUCUGAAGACGGGACAAGGCGACUGGCGGCGAAAAUCAGGGCUUUCCAUGCGGGAGAAUUGCAAGGCUCAAAGAGCGAGCACUGA